Molecule: messenger RNA, 876 nt
Organism: Juglans regia (Persian walnut)
Lineage: Eukaryota; Viridiplantae; Streptophyta; Magnoliopsida; Fagales; Juglandaceae
Exons: 3
Coding region: 1-876 (291 amino acids)
Source: RefSeq, a predicted model, not a curated record
AUGGUCACUGUUAGAUGUUCAAAGGCAAAUUACUCCUUGUUUACUAAGAAGGAAGGAAGUUCAUUUGUGGCUUUAUUGCUUUAUGUGGAUGAUAUCCUGCUUGCUAGCAGUGAUUUAGAGGCAAUUGAAUCUGUAAAAGCAGCCUUAACUCUUCAAUUUAAAUUGAAAGAUUUGGAACCAACCAAGUUCUUUCUCGGGAUGGAGAUUUCAAGAUCACGAAGUGGCAUUUCUUUAUCUCAAAGAAAAUACACUCUAGAGCUACUAGCAGAUUUUGGUUUGUUAGCUGCUAAACCUAUUUUGUUCCCAAAGGAUACUCAUGUUAAAUUGUCAAAAGAUGAAGGUGACUUGGUUGAUGAUAUUUCUGGUUAUCGAAGAUUGAUUGGCAGAUUAAUUUACCUCACUCAUAUGAGACCAGACAUUACUUUUGCAGUUCACCAUUUGAGUCAAUAUCUGGAUAGUCCUCGAAUACCUCAUUUUCAAGCUGCAAUGAGGAUUCUUAGACACUUGAAAUUAGCUCCUGGACAAGGUCUUUUAUUUCCAAGUCAUUCCAAAGUGCAUAUAAAGGGAUUUUUAGACUCAGAUUGGGCAAGUUGCAUAGAUACUCGCAGGUCAAUCAGUGGGUAUUGUGUUUUCAUUGGGGAUUCUCUGGUAUCUUGGAAAUCAAAAAAGCAACAUACGGUUUCUAGAUCAUCAGCAGAAGCCAAGUAUAGAUCAAUGGCAUUUACACAUAUUGAGGGUCGUUUUUUUCCCACAAGGAUAAGCAUUAUUUUCAUUCUUGGAGGCCCCGGAGCCUCCACUCUUUUUGUCAGGACCAAGAAUCCGACUGAUGUAGGGGUUCAUCAGGAAUUCCAUGCAGCUCCAAGUCGUCCUCCAUGA